This is a messenger RNA of Emiliania huxleyi CCMP1516, 880 nucleotides long. RefSeq lists its product as hypothetical. Bases 24 to 749 code for a protein of 241 amino acids. The record is from RefSeq and is a predicted model, not a curated record. Gene Ontology annotation, biological process: ribose phosphate metabolic process; nucleoside phosphate metabolic process. Lineage: Eukaryota; Haptophyta; Isochrysidales; Noelaerhabdaceae. Gene Ontology annotation, molecular function: hydrolase activity. The transcript has a single exon.
UCGGCGCUGCACUCGAAACCGAUAUGGUGCUGCGGCGCCUGCCUGCGUUUGCUGCGACGGCUGCAGGAGCGCUCUGCGGUACCAUCGCGAUGUGCGAGCAGGACCCCGGCCUCAGUCGCGCCCGCGUGACCGGCAGCUCUGAGGUCGGCGCGACCCGGUGGCUGCGGCUGACGACGCUCGACUACGAGGAUGCGCGAGGAAAACCUCGCAAGUGGGACAUGGCGCAGCGCACGACCAGGAAGGAGGGCGCCGAGGUCGACGGCGUCGCCAUCCUGGCGCUGCUGCGGCGGCGGGCGGCACCGCAGGAGGAGGUGGAGAUGCUCUUGGUGCGGCAGUUCCGCCCGCCGAUGGGCGCGGUCACGAUCGAGCUGCCCGCCGGGCUCGUCGACCCGGGCGAGAGCCCUGAGGCGGCCGCGCUGCGCGAGCUCAAGGAGGAGACGGGAUACACUGGCUCCUCCGCCUGCGUGUCUGGCCAGCUCGCGAUGAGCCCCGGUCUGACGGACGAGGCGGUUGCGCUGGUGGUGGUCGAGGUGGACCUCGACUCGCCGGCCAACCGCGUGCCAGAGCAGGCGCUCGACGAGUCCGAGUUCAUCCGCGUAAACCGCGUGCCGGUCAAGGCGCUGCUGCCCACGCUGCGCGAGCUCGAGCGGGACGGGUGUGUGCCCUUCACAGGCCUCUACACGCUCGCCGUCGGCCUCCAGCUGGGAGCAAGCGGCCUCGCCGACGCCAGCGCGGCGCUCUCCACGUGAAGGCGGGAGCGCGCGGCGGGCCCUCUCCUUCGAGGCGUGGUCGCGCCGCGGCGAGGCUGCCAUGGCGGCGAGUAAAGUCGUGCUCAUUUCUUUGCCAACCUAUUUGCCGCCGCGAAACACAAAACCUCCUC